Messenger RNA from Drosophila elegans, 939 nucleotides. RefSeq lists its product as uncharacterized. NCBI's taxonomy places the organism in Eukaryota, Metazoa, Arthropoda, Insecta, Diptera, Drosophilidae. Bases 47 to 892 code for a protein of 281 amino acids. The transcript has a single exon. The record is from RefSeq and is a predicted model, not a curated record.
AGCUGUGAUUUUUCAUUAGCCACUAAAGUUCCAAAAUUCUAACAAAAUGCAAGAUAACCUACUCAUCAAUACUCUGGAAUCCUUCAACGAAUUAACAGAUGAGGAUCAGAAAAGGUGCAAGGAAAUCUUCGAAAGGCCCCUCCCUCUCAAACUGGAAAAUAAUAAGUACAUAAAGUUCACUAAUGAUAUCCUCAAAGAGUUCCCGAAUGAAACUGAAGAUAAAGCAUGCUUCUUGACUUUCCAAAUAAUAUCUUUGGAUAUCAGUUAUAGUGUUCUGAUGUUUAGUCUGUGUGGCGUAUUCGAAAGUUUCCAUUUCGUUUUGUAUGCCGGUGUAUUAGAAGAUGCAAAAGUACCAGGAAAAGAGCAAUUUGUCAGUGACAUUUUAAAUAAUUUAAUUAAAACUGAGAUACCCAAACUUAAGCAUUUCAGCAUGAAAUUUAUUUUACUUCGAAACAAUUUGAUCAACCAUAAUGUCGUCAAGAUUCUCUCAGAUAUGAAGCAGAGCAUCUGCGAAGAUUUUUUAUUUAUUGCUGUUUCUGGAUACUGGCGUUUCUCUAAUUUACAUAAUCCUUAUGCUAAAAAUGCCAGUUUUGCAAUCUUAAAUACAUUGAUUUCAGCGGAGAAUAUAGAAGAUCUCUUCAAUAAAUACAGGAAAAUAGCUGAGAACAAGAAUCUAAACUAUCUAAAGCAGUUUGUAAACGAUUACUAUAAGCUAUCCCUUGUACUGUUGGCUGGCAAAUCAUCUUUUAGUCUGCACCUUUGUACCUUGGAGCGAGUGGAUAAUUUUGAGUUGAUAAUCUGCAGUCACAUCAAGGCAUAUAAGGAGCACAGGGUAACUCGCAAAUGGAUCUUUCAAAUUUUGAGGGCAUUGAUCAUCAUCUACGAGCACUAAAAUGGUCGAACUAAAAGAUUUAUUUGACAGCCCUAAUAUAAUUGUGA